CUAGUGUGAAGAGUGGCGUUUCCUGCUUAGGCCAUGACUUUAAAAUUCAAAAAAGGUGGAGUGCUGGAGGUCAGCAGGCCCAGAAAGAACUGAGUUAAGGAACUGCAGGCGGGUGCUCUGCGGAGUUAAAAGCCUGAAGCCCAGUGAUGAUAUGAUUCCCUAUUUUUGAAUUCAAGGGUCCCUAAGCCAUUAUCUUCAUUGACUCCUCUUCAGGCAAAUUCCAAUUUUGUGAAUACAAACUUUUGGGUCUUCAAGAGUGGCUAGCCUCAUCAGCCAUUGCUGUAAACAUCUGUUCAGAAUCCUAUAUCUAUGUGUGGCAGAGCAUUAUGUUAUAUUAAAUGGACUAACAUUACAAAUUGCCUUUACCUUGGACCAAUAUAUCCAGAACCUGUGCUGUACAAUCUCUUCCUAUUCGUCACUCGACCACUGCACUAAUGAUGGCCUGGCAUAAAGUAACCACAAGUGGGAAACCUUUGGAAAGCACUGUGGUGGAGAGCAGUACCGUCUGGGAACCGACCCGAGCUUCCCCAGCCAGUAGAUCUUUUCAAGAGAGUACACUGGGUAAUGCACUGGAGACGACUGCAGUUGUGCCUGUGCAGACACAGCUCACUUCUGUUACCUUGAACUCGGAAAAAAACACUGCUAUACCAAUCGAUGCCUCUUCUGUGUCAGGAAAAACAUCUCUAAUUUGUACCCAAGAAGUUGAGACGUUGAAUGAGGCUUUUGACUUUUUGCUAGCUUUUUUCAUCUUAGCUUGUGUUUUAAUCAUUUUUUUGAUCUACAAAGUUAUUCAGUUUAAACAAAAACUAAAGGCGCUAGAAGACUCAGUGGAAAAUAGACUUGAGUAUUACAGCUUUUAUCAGUCAGCAAGGUACAAUGUAACUGCCUCGGUUUGUAACACCUCCCCGGAUUCUCUGGAAAGUUCUGGCUUGCAACAGAUUGGACUUGAUAAACAAAUUGUUCCUGAAAAUGGGGCACAGGUUAUUCUCUUUGAACACUCUGCUUUAUGACUCAACUGAGCAUUGACUCUAAAAACUCCGUCGUGCCAUGUGGCCAUAAACUUAAUCCUUCUCAUAGACUUAUGGUAGGAUUGUUAAAGUGUUUAUUAGUAAUUUGAAUAAAGUGCAUUUGCUCUGCAUAUAUUUUCUUUGAUAUAAGUAGCCAACUUUCUGGGUACUGAACAUCAUGUUAAAUAUGUCAUGAAUGUUUAUUUCUAAAGUCUUGUAAGGUUGUACUAUCUAUAUUAAAUUGCACAUAAGAAAAAAUAAGGACAGAGUUUAACUAAGUUUUCAAAAUUUUCAUGACGUAUGACAUGUUUUAACUGUUUGACCUGAACUGGAGCUUUUAAUUUUAUGCUUUGCUGCUGCCUAGACACUAGGAUUACAAUGUUGGAAAGCUAGAUUUGGUCCUAGUCUUGCUAGAACUUGAACCUAGAAGAAGACACAUGAUUAGUGUGCAGUGUGCUAAGUGCUGUCCUUGGAAGCAGUUUUGAAUAUGUGGUGAUGAGGGUAACUUUAUGAAAAAAUGAGAAGCAUUAAAACUGUCAUUCUAUGCAUAGAAGCACACACCUCUCGGUGCUCAAGAGGUAGAGGCAAGCAGAGUCUGUGAGUUCUAGGCCUGCCAACUUCUAUAGUAAGGCCAUGCGCCAAAACUUAAGAGCAGCAGCAACAACAAAAACACUCUCAGCAAACAGAUUAAUCCAGUAAAGAGAGCUGUCAGGAAGGUUACCAUGUUAGAAAGAUUAAUGAACAAGAAAGAAUAAUGCUUUUCAGGACCUAAAGUCCUAAUGCAGCUGUAUAGAUAGAGAUCAAUGGUUAAAGGCUAUUAUCUUUAUGCUUUGUUCUGAGGGCCACAGGGGGCCCUUGGGAAAUUUAUCCACUGGAAAGAUAUGGUGGAAUUCACCCUUUUAUAUUAAAAAAUCACUCUUUAUGGGAGGAACAACAUUAACUAAGAAGCAGAACUAUUAACCCUGGCGAAAGAUGCCAGUGUAUUGGUAGGCAGGAUGGAUAGACAGAUGCUCUGCAAGUCAGAGGACCUGUCUUGGUAAUUGAUUGAGGGGAACUCAAAAAUGUUAUGCUUUUGCAAUAGGCAAUUCUGUACUACAUUCUGGAAGCUACGAAAUAAUGUUGAGGAUCAGUUUUGAAUUAAUAGGAUUUCAGGUUCAUGUAUAGUUGGUAUCCUGUAUAAAUACCUGGCGAGUAGAAGUUCACAGUCAGGGUAUAUUUGGUAAAACUAGUUCACAUUUAUCAUCUAACCCUUAGAAGUAAAAAAAAAAAAACACACACAAAAACAACAACAACAACAACAAAAAAAACCCACUUGAUACCAAAAUAACUAAGCAAGAAAGAUUAGGACUCGAGCAUUUAGACUCUUUAAUAUUGAUAUUUAUUAGUGGAAAUCAAGUAAUGCAAUGAUUUUCUAUAUUAAUACAUGUUUGAAGGUAUAUACAAAUGAUAUUAAACAUUAGUUUAAUAAACAAAUAAUAAACAUUUGUGAUAGUUUAUAGUGACUUGAACCACAAGUAGAUGAACAACUAUGUUUGCUCUUCCUCUUGAUCCAAUUUUUUUACUUUAUUAAAAAGUUAAUACUAUCCAUAUGAUAUUCUAAAGCAUUCUAAGGUGUUUAAUCAGAUAAUAAUUUUAGCUUCUUUUAUAAAAUGGGAAUAUUUGUAAAAUAAUAUGCCUUAAGACUAUAAGAAAACUUGAGGUAUUUUACAGUGCCUCAAGUUCAGAUUGACCCAGAAAUUUUCUUAUCCCUGCUUCAUUUCUACCACCCAAGUGUGUGACUGAAUGGGUAUGGAACAGGUCUGUUAGUUUUCAGGGUUUUUGUUUUUGUUUUUUUGUUUUAAGAUACAGUCUUUUUAUGUAGACCAGGUUGGUAAAGUGUUGAGAUUAAAGGUGUAUGCCAACACCCCUGUCUGAUUUUCCAUUUUCACAAGUUUGCAGAUACUGCUGGUUGGGAGUUGUGUUGAGAGUCACUGAAUAAAGAUAUCUGAAAGAAAAUGAGACAGAUUUGAGGAGUUAGUUUAAGAUGCACUGGAACUGGUAAUGGGACUGAGAGAUGCUCACUGCGGGAAAGCACUUGCUCUGCAGGCGUAAGGACCUGGGUUUGAAUCCUUGGAACUUGCAAAAGUGAAAGUGUCUGCAGCCUCUGAGGUCCUGUGUAAGAUAGGAGCAGAGUCAAGAGAAACCCUGCAAGCUUCUAGGGCAGCUAGCCCACAUAAGCAAUGGAAAAUAACCAAAGAGAACCUGUCUCAGACUGGGUAGAUGGUGAGGAUGGAUGCCCGAGGUAGUCCUGUCCUCCACGUGCAAGACUUACAUUCACUUAUCACAGAAGGCAAUAAUAGUAAUUCUUCUACACCCACACCAGGCCUUUCAGUGUUCAGUUCUAGGCUUAGUUUAUGAUUUCAGGGCAGGGGAAAGUGAUUAUAUUAAAAAACAAAACAAAACACUUUUUUUCUUUACAUUAUUUAUGACUGAAAUGAAUAUUUUUCCCCUUGAUGCAUUUUUAAUCAAUGUUUCUUUUGUCAAGUCCUCAGAAUUCCUUCUAUUCCAGUUUGUAUAUAUAAUAGCCAAAGGGACAUUUAAUGAGAGAAAAUGCAAAUAGUGCAGAAGUGUGUAUGUGUGGUAAAAGGUAAAGGUUUCUUCAUAUCCCCAACUGAAAUCCUGUCUUAAAGACAUUCAAAAGAAACAUAACUGUAUGUUCGGAGUUUAGAAAAAUCUGUAUGACAGGGUCUUUACUUUGAUAUUAAAGGUUCUAAGCUUAAAGAUUCCACUGCUACGACAUAGAAGCUUACGCAACAGUUUAAAAAGAAAACCCAACUAUUUCAUAUGUAUUUUUAUACGUAACAUAAUUGACUGAGAUUCAACCAGAAAAAUUUAGGUCUGUUACUAGCCAUCUGUAAAUGGAGCUGUAAUUGAUCACAUUUGUUUUCAUGAAGUAUUCAAUUUGUGCUUUGUCAGCAGGUGCUCACUUUAAAAGUAUUAGUAAAAUCACCUUUCUUUUGAGACAUGGCUUCACAGUGUAGCUCCGGCUGUCUUGGACUAUGGUCUUGGACUCUGUAGACCAUGUUGUCCUUCAGCUCACAGAGAUCUGACUGCCUUUGCCUCAGGAGUGCUGGGAUUAAAGGCAUGCAACUACUCCCAGCCUGGAUACUAUACUUUUAAUAGGAAGUCAUUUUCAACCAUGGGAGACCUUAAAUAACUGUUCUGGGUGGAGUGGGGUGUGAUCUCCCUCUCCCUUUCCCCCUCCCCGUCUGCUGAGUUCCCAGUACAUGGACAUAAAUCUCAGUCUGCUCUUAGUUGUGUCUUUGAAAAACUUGCUUUUGCCAGAUAAUUUUCUAUGGCAAUUAUUUUUCCUAACUUUAAUUUUAUAUGGAUAUAUUUCCUUGUAUAAGUAAUAACAUAAAUAAAUAUUCUUUGAGACACUUA
Molecule: messenger RNA, 4430 nt
Organism: Apodemus sylvaticus (European woodmouse)
Lineage: Eukaryota; Metazoa; Chordata; Mammalia; Rodentia; Muridae
Gene: Lrrc70
Product: leucine rich repeat containing 70
Exons: 2
Coding region: 435-1010 (191 amino acids)
Source: RefSeq, a predicted model, not a curated record